Messenger RNA from Symbiodinium pilosum, 1224 nucleotides. The record is from the annotation of a GenBank genome assembly. Lineage: Eukaryota; Dinophyceae; Suessiales; Symbiodiniaceae.
AUGAACGCAGCUGGUGCCUCACCAAUGCCAGAUCAAGUGCACCAAGCAAUGCUUGCCCAUUUCGAGCUUGAGCGUCACAUGGGGGCAUAUGCAGCAGAGGCAUUGGCUAACGCGCGGGAGGGUGCACGACUUGAGGCUGCGCGUCUGUUAGGCUGCGAUGCAAACGAGAUUGCUCUUACGGAGUCUGCACAGAGUGCUUGGGCCAGAGCCUUUUACAGCUUGAGCUUCAAAGAAGGCGAUUGGAUAUUGUGCUGGGCCAGCGAAUAUGCUGGAAAUGCUGUGGCUUUUCUUCAGGCUUCCACACAGCACAAAGCUCGGCUUGAGAUAUUGCCAAUGCGACCAGAUGGUGUGGUGGAUGUAUAUGCGCUCGAAUGUGUAUUGAAAUCUAUGCCCAAGACCUCACGUGCCGUGGUGGCGCUGACACACAUUCAGACAAACUCCUCCAUUGUUCAGCCUGCCGCUGCGGUGGGAGCUUUAGCUCGCAAACAUGGUGCGGUAUUCCUCCUCGAUGCAUGUCAGUCUGUUGGACAGAUACCUAUUGACGUUCGCGCUGUAUCGUGCGACUUUGCCUGUGGUACAGGCCGCAAGUGGCUGAGAGGGCCUCGCGGCACAGGAUUCCUCUACGCUCGGUCGGCUGUGUUGCCGCAGUCCACUCCCCAUGGGCUCCAGAGAUCGGAGCUGGAACUUGUUGGGGAGCCUUCAAUGAUUGACCACGUCUCCGUGAGCUGGACGCAGCGCUCAGCCUACAAGUUGUCGCCGAAUGCGCGGCGCUACGAGAUGUGGGAGUCGCCGCCAGCGCUCCAUGCGGGUUUGAAGGAAGCUUUGGCACUUUGCAUCCGCAUGGAUCCGCAACAUAUUGCACAGAAGGCAAGCUAUUUGGCUGUCUUGUUGCGUAGAGGGCUAGCGUCCAUUGACGGCAUUCGUUGUUGUGAUGCCCCGGAGCAGUUCAAUGAGGCGAUCAACGACGGCAUAUCACGGUGUGCAAUUGUGACAUUUGAGGCCUUCUCAAACCUUGGUAUAACAUCUGAGUUUGUCAGGGAUGCCCUUGCAGAGCGCAGGAUUGCCGUGUCUUUGUCCCCACCUUCGCACACAUUUAAUGACGAGGAGUGGUGUCUACCCUCGACAGUGCGGUUAAGCCCAAGCUACUACAAUGACGAGUCUGAAGUUGACGCUGUCAUACAGGCAAUUCAGGAGAUCGUUUCGAGCUUCAAAGCAAGCCAAUGA